Molecule: messenger RNA, 1782 nt
Organism: Sphaeramia orbicularis (orbiculate cardinalfish)
Lineage: Eukaryota; Metazoa; Chordata; Actinopteri; Kurtiformes; Apogonidae
Product: alpha-2,8-sialyltransferase 8E-like
Exons: 8
Coding region: 317-1486 (389 amino acids)
Biological process (GO): oligosaccharide metabolic process; N-glycan processing
Molecular function (GO): alpha-N-acetylneuraminate alpha-2,8-sialyltransferase activity
Source: RefSeq, a predicted model, not a curated record
GUGGAUAUUAAUUGCUACUGUAUUUAAUGUUUUUGAUUCAUUCUACAGAUUUAUAUGCUUAAAUUUUACUCCACUUCUUUUCUUCCGACAUCAUUUAUGCACUAAAAACAGAUUUCACCCUAGCAUCAAAGUAAACCCAGUGUAAAUGUGACUGGUGACUGUAAGAGAGUGAGGUUUACAGCCGGGGAGGGGAGGAGGAACAAUGUAAACACAGUUUAAACACAGUGACAAGGUGACAGAAAGCAGUAACGGGUCAGUGUUGAGCAAGGUGAAGUGAGACAAGUGGGUGAGUGGGUUAGUGUGGGAGGGGGGAGGUAUGAGGGGACAGCACUUGAAGUCACUCUUCUCCUGCACGCUCACUGUCCUGUUUCUGGGGACCCUGCUGACCACUUUCAUCUGGUACACAUCCAACGACAGUCAUGUGGAGCCUCACAGACUACCUGCUCCGAAGAAAACUGAGAAAAGAGCCCCCUCUGUGUCCUCUGACAGCUGUAAUGACUGCAGUCAUGUGGAGCCUGACAAACUGCCUCCUCAGAAGAAAACUGAGGAAAAAGCCCCCUCUGUGUCCUCUGACAACUGUAAAGGCUGCAGUAAAGUCAUAAAUAAAGUUUUAGAGCACUAUUCUCAAACCUGGACCAAGCAGGAGGAAAAUUACCAAAAGUACAGAUCUCAGUUGCACACCAGGUGCCGUGGCUCCGAAAAGGCCAUUCUCACCCAGGCCAACACCCCGGUGGGAUCGAAGAUUCUGUAUGAUGGUGAAAAACAGAGGUUCCGCAAAGUAACCCUGGAGCUUUUCAGAACAUUUAUGAAGGAGUCUCCAUUUUCAAAUAAAACAUGGGACACAUGUGCUGUGGUUGGAAACGGAGGGAUCCUGACCAACAGCAACUGUGGAAACACAAUAGAUUCAACCCAGUUUGUCAUCAGGUGCAACCUACCUCCUUUGGAGAAUGAAUUUAAGGCACAUGUGGGCAGCAAGACCGACAUUGUGACUGCAAACCCAAGCAGUUAUAUGAAGAAAUUUGGGGGUCUACAAGGACAACGCCGUCCAUUUGUGGACAGUCUCCAAAAAUAUGGAAACUCCAUGAUGCUCCUUCCUGCAUUUAGCUUCGCCUUUUCCACUCCUCCGUGCCUGCGGGCGCUUUACUCCGUUGAGGACUUUGAGAUCCCCAUUCAGCCCGUCUUUUUGAACCCUGAGUACAUCCAGAAUCUGACUGACUUCUGGCGCAGCCAGGGCGUAAGAGAAAUCCGGCUCAGCACUGGUUUAGUGGUGACUAGCCUGGCGCUGGAAAUUUGUACCAAUGUGCACCUGUAUGGCUUCUGGCCCUUCAGUCACCACCCACACGGAUUUCAACCCCUCACUCACCACUACUACGAUGACCGCAAGGCCAAUUACUUUCAUUCCAUGCCUUCUGAAUUCAAACUCCUGCUGCAGCUGCACAGUCAGGGGGUGCUCAGGCUUCACCUGGGACAAUGUGGGGAACAAUAGCUCCAUGUUGUCCCAUGGAAAACUCAGAAGUACAGUGCCUUUCUUGUAUCCUCAGGAUGAAGCCUGUGAAGCCUUCCCUUUAUUUUUAAGUGAAUUGAGGAAUCUAUUUUGACUAAAGUCAUGGAUCAAGUGUAUCCAACUGAGUUGGAUGCUGACUUGUCCAAUCUGCAGCAGCAUUUGCACUGAUUACAAUCAUCCCUAACUGUAAAAAAAAAAAAAAACUUAACAUGAAGCCUAAGUGUUCCUACUAUUAUAUUUAUUAUUCUAAAUGUUCUAGCUGGAAUCUGGGUAGAGUA